Messenger RNA from Jatropha curcas, 2334 nucleotides. It is a transcript of the gene MS1, whose product is annotated as RING/FYVE/PHD zinc finger superfamily protein. The record is from RefSeq and is a predicted model, not a curated record. Lineage: Eukaryota; Viridiplantae; Streptophyta; Magnoliopsida; Malpighiales; Euphorbiaceae.
CCAAUUUUAUUUCUAGGCGCUAAGUGUGUGACCAAAGCAAUGCAUAUAUAGUAUAGUAUAAGUAAGCCUGUCCUGUAUGGUUUCCUCUCUUGAAUUUCUGCUAAUUAAUCUCUUCAUGCUCGUUAAACGCACUAUCUCUCCCUUUCUUGAUUUCAUCUAUCUCUGUCUUGGGAUUUCAAUCUUUGUGUCAUUAUGUCUCAUUUGGACAUAACCAGUAACUGCAAGAAAAGGAAGAGAGGAGAGAAGGUGUUUAGGUUCAAGAACUUUGGUGAAAAUGGAUACCCAGUUGAGUUUGAUGGGUCAUUCAGGGAAAAUGUUAAAGCACUUCUUGAAUUAGGGUAUUCUGAGAGUAAUAUUUGCACUGGAAUUCCAAGUUGGUCAUUUCAGCUUGAAGUCAGUUGCCACCCUCCUUUCUAUAUCUUGUUGUUUGUCAUUGAAGAGCCAAUUGAAGCUUCUUUGGAUCACUAUUGCUGCAAGCAUUGUUUAUAUGUUGGCUGGGGUGAACAUCUGAUAUGCAACAAGAAGUAUCACUUCGUGCUACCGUCCAAGGAUACAGUCAUUGCUUUCCUGAACCGUGAAGGCAACUUUGAUGGGGAAAUUUCAGUGAAGGGUAAUAAGUUCAAUAUAGCAGAAUUACAAGGCCAUAUGAUGCAUGGUGUCUUUCAUUCUGAUGGGUUUGGUCAUUUGCUGUGUGUUAAUGGCUUGGAAGCUGGUUCCAACUUGUCUGGACGCCAGAUCAUAGAAUUCUGGGAUCGUUUGUGCACUGGCUUACAAGCAAGGAAAGUGAGUUUGAAUGACAUUUCACAGAAGAGAAGCAUGGAAUUAAGGCUACUUCAUGGCAUAGCAUAUGGGGAGCCUUGGUUUGGUCAAUGGGGUUACAAAUUUGAGAGAGGAAACUUCGGUGUAACUGAACCAAUCUACCAGAAAGCUAUAGGAACUAUCCAAGGCGUGCCCUUGUGCAUCUUAGUUCAUUAUCUUAGCAAUACUAAUCCUGAUCUUCCUUCCAUCAUCUCCAAAUACCAAACCUUAUCAGAUUAUUCCUUAGCGACACUUGGCGAUCUUUUUCGCUUCAUGUUCGAGCUUAAAUCUCACCUUCCUGAAGACAACUCUAUUGAUGCAUGCACUACAGGAAUUGUCAUAGAACCUAAUUGUAGAUGGUCUGCAAAGAGAAUUGAAAUGGCAACUAGAGUUAUUGUAGAAUCCUUAAAAAGAGCUGAUUUUAGAUGGGUUUCAAGGCAAGAAGUUAGGGAUGCUGCUCGUGCUUAUAUUGGUGACACAGGAUUACUAGACUUUGUGCUUAAGUCAUUAGGAAACCGUAUAGUCGGAAAUUAUUUAGUUCGCCGGAGCUUGAAUCCGGUGACAAAAGUGUUGGAGUACUGCCUAGAAGAUGUCUCAAAUAUAUUUCCUGCCCAAGAAAGUAUUAACAUUAACAAUUCCAAAGUAAAGGCCAGAUAUAAGAUUACAAGAUGUCAAGUAAUGAAGGAUAUGUACUACUUUUACAAGUAUGUUGUUAAAGACCAAAAGCAGACUGUCAAUAUGGGAAUUCUUACAGCAAUACAAGCAGCUUCAAGAAUAAUUCUUGACACUAAAUUUCUUGCAAAAGACUAUUAUACAGAAUUCCCUUGUAGAGUUGAAUUAGGGCUUGAAGGGAAAUUGAAACUCUAUUGCACAGUAUUUUUAAGGAACAAUGAAGAAAUAGCUAAUGAAGGGAUAAACAAAGCAAUGCCACCAUUUGAGUGUAUUACUUUGAAAUCAAAUGCUACAUUUGAUGAGCUAAAGCAACAAGUUGAAAGAAACUUCAAGGAAUUAUACUGGGGAUUUCGAGGUUUUGCUGUCGAGUCGAUACUGAACUUGAAUGCUAAAGGGAGCGAUCUAGUUUUUGGAUUAGUUGAAGUGGGUCAGAAAAUGGUGUUUGAAGGGAGUAAUAGGGAGAGAGGAAUGAUUAAUGAGUUGAUAUAUGAAAGUGGUAACAAUAACAGAGUCGUGGAUUGCCCUUGUGGAACUAAAGAUGAUGAUGGAGAAAGAAUGGUUUCAUGUGAUAUUUGCGAGGUAUGGCAGCAUACAAGAUGCGUUAGGAUCCCAUAUCAUCAGGAAAUCCCUCAUAUAUUUCUCUGCAGCCGCUGUGAACAUGAAAUCAUAAUCUCACCUUCUUUACCUUAGUACCUAUUAGUUUUCUUUUCACUUCUAGCUUAUAUAUGUUCUUCGUCAAACGUGACUAUUUCGAGGCAUAUAAAAAAAAAAAAGGAAUGUUUCAGUUGUAGAAUGGAUAUUUAUAAUUAGGCGUACCAACCUGACUCCUAAUAAGACUAAAAUCUAUCUUAAACGUUCUUAUCA